This is a messenger RNA of Megalops cyprinoides (Indo-Pacific tarpon), 2106 nucleotides long. RefSeq names its product leucine-rich repeat-containing protein 43-like. Gene Ontology annotation, molecular function: protein binding. The coding region runs from base 1 to 2106 and encodes 701 amino acids. NCBI's taxonomy places the organism in Eukaryota, Metazoa, Chordata, Actinopteri, Elopiformes, Megalopidae. The transcript has 12 exons. The record is from RefSeq and is a predicted model, not a curated record.
AUGAGCUCCAAGACAGUGUCAUCUGCCUUUGAGGAUCUGCUACGCAGCCUCUGUCUGCAGGACUUCCCCUGUGGAAUGGGUAGCUGGAGCAAGCCCAGGAAGAAGGGGCGUGAGGACUGGAGCUGGGGGUACACAGAGCAGGAUGAAGGUACAGGAGGGUCAGUGUUGGAGGAACAGGAGGACCUGAUUGAGCUCCUGACCAGCCCCCUGUCUCCGUGGCGACAGGAGGAGUCCUGGAGCCCACAAGCUACAGCCCUGAGACAGCUGUCCAUCAGGACACCAGCCCGCCUUUCUGACAGUUUCAUUCAUGAAUAUUUCAGAACACUGCGAAUUGUGGACAAAGGCGUCUCAGUCAUUGAUGACGGUCUGUUGAGGUUCACCAAGUUGGAGGAACUUGUGCUGACGGCCAAUUACAUCUCGGAUCUUCCCUCCGUCCAUUUCCCUAAGUCCCUGAGAGUGCUGGAGCUCUAUGGCAACCAGGUGAGCAGUCUGAAUAGCCUGUGCCGUCACUCUCCUCCACGGCUGCAGCACCUGGGACUAGGCUGCAACAAGCUGGGGUCCUCAGCGGAUACCAAAUUCCUCACAGCGUCCUUCUGGCCUGAGCUGGUGUCUCUGGACUUGAGCUGGUCUGGGUUUGUGGAGCAGCUGGCCUUGGUGGACUCCCUCUCCACUCUGCCCAGGCUAAGGACCCUGGCACUAGAGGGCAACCCUAUCACCCUGACCCCUUCGUACCCCGGCUUCAUCCUGGACAGCCUUCCCAGGUUGCGUUUCCUGGAUGGAAAUCAUGUGACACCAGAUGACAGGCAUCGAUUCAGUGGACUAGCCAAAAGGAGGGAUGCGGUUGCAGAUGAGGCAGUAGUGACAGUCACAGCGCACAGGAUCAGAGGGAUACCUGACCCCUCUCUGACAACAGACAACAGCGUAGCUGAGUUCCCUGUGGUCACCUACAGCUAUCUGGUGACCUACGAAUUUCUGAGUCCACAGCCCUCAGGAAACAAGGCAGCCAAUAUUCAUGUUUAUCUACUAUUCAGACUGGUCAAAUUCUCAGCCUGCUCCAGGGAUAUCAUGUUUCACUCAGUCAAUGGCAUUUUUGUUGCACAGCCCUGGAACUUCCCUUACACAACCCAGCUACAGCACCCAUUGGGGAUAGGGUCAACCUCUGAAAAGGAUCUGAGAAUUCUUCUGUUGCAGACUGGUGGUGACCCGGUGCCCCUCACUGAUCUGGGGGUGCCCGUCGCCAUUGAAGAGAAUGUAGACCCCACUAGUCUUCCAAGAAAUUCAGAGGAACAGUAUGACACCACCCAAGAGGUACGAAAGAACUGUGAGAGGGAAAGGUGUGAUACUGCACCCAGCUCAGGUCUCCCAGCUGGGAGAGAGGACAGCGGGCAGUUUAAAGAUCACGCAUGUCAAGUGACAGCAAACAGCACCCCCAAGCUGCCUUGGGCAGAGGUGAUUGAGUGUGACCACACAAGAGUCCACCAUGUCAGAGAUCUGGCCAUCCUCAAGAGCUUCUUCCUUCAGGGGCUGCACGUGACGGUGGAGGAGGAAAAGGUUCUGUCCUGGCCAGCCUCUGUGGGAGAAAAUUCAGGGGCAAAGGCUGCCACUGACAAGAAGGCUGCAGCAAAGGAGAGUGCACGUCCAGCAAGCAACACAGUUUCAAAUCAGAGGCCCAAGGACAAGAAGAAGAAGAAGGAGUCGCAGAUAGAUCUGGUCCAGGAAGCCCCUGUCAGGAGGACUUUGGGCUCAGCUCACGUUGACCUCCAGAACCUGGUGUCUGCGGGCGACAAGGUGCAUUGGCUCUGCAACUUUGGAGUGCUUUUGGAGCAGGGCAGCAGGGCCACAGCAUCUCAGGAGAAGGAGUCAAGCAAGAAGCUCAAAGAGGACAAAAAGAAAGACGACAAGAAGGUUAAGCCUGCGGGAGAGAGCACAGCUAUGCAGAGAAAUACACCCUCCUCCAAAGGUAAGAGCAGGGGGAAGAAAGAGAGUGAGGCAGAGGGACACACAGAGAACUUCCCCAACCAGAUGGAGCCUCUGACCCUGGAGAUCAGUAUCCAUCUGCAGAAAUGGCAGGCAGCCUCACAAGCCCACAGAAAACAAAAAAUCUAA